Molecule: messenger RNA, 3947 nt
Organism: Exserohilum turcica Et28A
Lineage: Eukaryota; Fungi; Ascomycota; Dothideomycetes; Pleosporales; Pleosporaceae
Exons: 3
Coding region: 1-3786 (1261 amino acids)
Biological process (GO): tRNA methylation
Molecular function (GO): tRNA (guanine) methyltransferase activity; RNA binding
Source: RefSeq, a predicted model, not a curated record
AUGGCUACGGCUGCGGUGCUGAGGCUGCUGGACGGGCAUACCCGACAGGCGGCUUUCGACGCCAGCCUCGCCAAGCUCAAAGCCGCACCACAGGGGAUCGACACCGACGCCCUCGACAUUUGCGUUCGACUAUUGCCUACCAACCAAACCGACGGUGGCGCUGCGAGCUCUCUGCAGCAUACGCAGCUAUGGGCCGUCGUUUUGGGCCGCCUUGCCGACGAAUCGUCCACAGACCGUCUCUACACGGUCGCAGAGCUGUGUCUCCACAGCGAAGCGCUUGUGGCUGCUCAUCUCAAAACUGGGCUUUACACAGCCCUCUCUCGAUCAAGGCACGAUCUUCCACGCGAAGACCCGGAAACCCUCGAGCCCGCAAAAGCAUACCUUGGGUUUCUGAAAUGCUGCUUCUGGGUCCCAGGGGCGCAGAACCAUAUGGUCGAUGCCGAGACCCUUGGUCUCCUAUCCAGCUUUGUCAGUGUGGACGGGCUAGAUGGGAUUGCACAUGACACCUUGUCCGCUUUCUUCUCAAUGUUGAAAGACCGAAGAGUAGACUCACCCAUCGAGCUCAACCGCAUCAUUGACCAGUCACUGUGGAGCCAGCUCAGCACUCUUGACGUGAAGCGUUUUGCUGCGAGAUCAAGCAACAUCUACCGGACGUGGUUCCAAUGGAUCUCGCUCGCGGCCUCUGGUGGUCUCAAGUUCGAAUGCGUCAAGGACGAGCAGUACUGGAAGAAGCUGAGGCUCGGUCUCGUCAAAGGCCAUGCAGAUCAGCGCAAGUACUGCCUCGGCAUCAUUCGACAGUCUCUCCUCGCUACAACAGACUGCAUUGAUACCCCGUCGAUGCAAUACACUGCAAGUCGCACAGACCGAGAAAGCUACGAUCUCUACUCGACACUCUUUGAGACGAUUGUUCUGCAUCGAUACACUGGGCAAGUGGAAGAUUCUCUCUUGUCCAUGACCAGACUACUCGGAUCUUCAAAUGCACUUCCGUCGAAAGUCACUCCGGCUAUGACAAUCACCCUACUCACUGCAGCUCUCGAUCCAUUGAUUCAAGAGAGUGUCAGGAAGACGAUCGGUCGCUGGUAUAUGGACUUUGUCACUCAGGGGCGUGGCGACAUCAGCGGCCAUAUCCACUUUCUCUUCGACGGCUUUCUCCCAUGGGCAACAGACGGCAGCCUCUUCACAUCAACCCUUACCGCCACCCGCACCAAAACCGUUUGCGCACACGGAGAAGCGCUGGCUGCUGUCAUUGCACGAUUCGCAUCCCAUACUGAAGAUAGUCCAUCAUUCAUACCGUCGAAUGACUACAGCAUCCAAGAAUACGACGUGGACAACCGCGGUGGCCGCGCCAUCUUGUUGGGCGUGGUUCGCUUCAUCAUGAAUGCUCGGGGUCGAUUAUUCCAGCCGGCGAUAAUGUACCUCUUGAAUGGCCUCAUACGAGGUCUGACGACGCGACACGAAAAUUCGCUGGCGCGUCAUGAGCUCGCGUCCUCUGAAGUUGCGGAGAUCUUAAGUCUCGCAAGACUUCCGGGCCUUCCAGAAGUAGCGAGCGAUCUGCACAGCAUUCACUGCCGAAAAAUAUGCAGCCUUGUUCGGUCUGAUUCGGGUUCCGAGAUGAUACCGACAGAGGAGUCUCUCCGUGAUCGUUGUAGGAAGCUAGAGGAACAAGUGGAUCAAUCCGUGCCAGCGACCCUUUCGAAUCGCAAUGACAAGAAGCCGCUCUCCCUACCGCUUUUCUUGCAAGACUUACGUGAGUCAAAGCAUAGCUGCAUUCAAGGCCCUGCUUUUGCGCCGGCCUGCAAAGCCUUGACUGAUCUACUUGAUCAGGCAGAUGUCGCUGCUAUCGAUCCCGAUGAGUUGCAUACCGCUUUAGCAGCCCUUUGGGAGGAGGCCGAAAUACGCGACUUCAUUCGACCAUUCGCUGUUCAUCUUCCGCCUUUGCUCUUCCACCCGACAUGCAUCCACAUCUGCGUCGCGCAACGCCAAAAUGACUCUGAAGCAUCCAAUGCUGACCUCGCCAAUCUUCUUUCCAAAGCCAUGUCCCGUCUUGCAAGGUUAGCAAAGGGCAGGUCAUAUGUACUGGCGGCUCUUGCAAAGGCGCUACGCAAAGCGGCUUUUGCAAACCCAUCGAUAAUUGGUAUCCUUCCCUUCGAAGAGUAUAUUCUGGACUUUAUUAAUGAUCCCGCCUCGAUCAGAUCCGAGUUCUUGUUCGAGGUCGUGGCUGCUGAAAAGCUGCAGCAAUAUCUACCGCACCGAACGUACACGUCCUACUAUGGAUUACGAGAGUGGCAUGCCUACACAGCUGUUCUGGACAUGUUGCGACGUUUCCCCGAGGGACAGCUGGAUGUUGCUAAAAGUAUACUGGGCCGCCUGCUCCAGCCUUGGAAAGACCAGCAACCGCCAGUCGCCGUCAAAAGUCCCUGGAAAAAGACGCUGCAGCUACAGGCGAUGCUGUUGCUGAGCCAUUACUGCAUCGUUGAGUCGGAUGCAGAUGGGUAUCUCGACGGACUCACUCAUGCCUUGACAUUGGAAUCAUGGCCACGCUAUCGUCAUCUACUCGAAUGGACCACGGCUCGCAUCUACCGCCAGUUCCCAGGCAAGUCUUCCAGGAUCAUAGAGCAGCUCCAGAAUUUGGAUGAGCAUAGCCCCAUACAUAUCGCCAGCCUGGUCAAACUUGGCCUUCUUGUCGCGCCCUAUGAGCCUGAGGACUUCACCGCCAAGCUCAUGAUGCAGCUCAACGCGUAUUCGGCCAGUCCCAAAGUCCAGAUACGCCAUGAAGCCAAUUUCGCGUUCCCACUCGUCUUUGAUCUUUCAACCCAGAAGGGCUGGAAGAGCAUCAUCGAGAAUCCCGCCCUUAUGGCUAUGGAUGCUUUUAUCCGACGUCUGGACAAGUUUAGCGCAUCGCCGUGGACGAUAAGGACAUUAAAGGUCGACAUUGAAGCCGACUUCACCAUGGUGGGCAUUUUCCAGGGACGUUAUCUUUCCAUUGAAACACCAGAAGAUGAGGUGGUCACACACGAAGACUUCGAGGUGCUUGAAUGUGAUGACCAAGCAGCGCAUGUCGCGCGCCCUCCCGCCCUCAUACCUUUAGGAACGGGACCAGAAAAAGAGACGACCGUUGACACGCCAGCGAAUGCGCCUCUCCCGACCAAGUCGACUGCGGAUCAAAGCAGCCAGAUCACACUGCAAACCAAAGCCGGCAUCGACCUAGACAACCUGCAUCCGGCGAGCGGUCCGCCAAGCAUGCAAAACCAGCGCCCCGCGUCGGUGAUGCUCAUCGCAUCGCUAAUCGACAACCCUACCAACUUGGGAGGGCUUUCACGUAUUUCCGAGUCGUUUGGGCUAGAGGCACUAUACAUUGACGACGUCAAGAAGGUUGCGCACAAGGAUUUCAAGGCGACGAGUGUGCGGUCAGAGAAGCACCUUGCUAUCAAAGAGCUGAAAGAAGCGGGUGUUCCUGCGUUCCUUCUGGAAGCGAAGAGCCAGGGAUACGAAGUUGUCGGCAUCGAACAAACGGACCGUAGUGGUAUUCUGGGGUAUGAAGGUGUCGAUGGCGCGUACCUAGGUGACGGGGAUGCGAUAGAAACGGUUGGCCAUCAGGACGUGGGGACGCUGCCCAAGAAGUGCUGCUUAGUGCUGGGAAGCGAGAAAGAAGGCAUUUCAGCCGAGGUGCUGGCGGUGAUUGACCGCAACGUGGAAAUCAAGACUGUGGGCGUCACGCGAAGUCUAAAUGUGCAGACAGCAGGCGGGAUUGCCUUGUAUGAGUGGUGGAGGGAGUGGGGCGGGUAGCUAGGCCGCAAAGGGACACGUGGGAGGGGUUCGCAAAGACGCUUUUUCGCCAGCGUGUAGUAGUAGCGCUCUUCCACCACGGCCUGAAACUAUCUCAACUGCUCUCUGAAAGACGAACCGCCUUUAAUCUCCAAACAGCCCUUUCAGAUGACGGCCAAACC